Molecule: messenger RNA, 3523 nt
Organism: Carassius auratus (goldfish)
Lineage: Eukaryota; Metazoa; Chordata; Actinopteri; Cypriniformes; Cyprinidae
Product: pseudokinase FAM20A-like
Exons: 11
Coding region: 152-1711 (519 amino acids)
Biological process (GO): enamel mineralization
Cellular component (GO): Golgi apparatus
Molecular function (GO): protein serine/threonine kinase activator activity
Source: RefSeq, a predicted model, not a curated record
AGAGAGAGAGAGAGAGAGAGAGAGAGAGAGCAGCUUGACUCAGAAGGGCACGGUGCUGUCUGCUCAGAGGAACACAUGGAAUAAACCGAGAACACAGCACUGGUCAGAACAGAAGCUGCAGGAGAUCAACCGGUCCCUUCAAUCGGCUGACAUGAGAAGAGAUCGGCUUCUGGUGGCCGUCACUUUGGUCGCCCUUUUGGCAGCAGACGUCCAUUUCAUCCUGCUUCCCAGACUCAGAACCUGGUGUCACCUUCCCAGAGGAAGCUGCUCAUGCACCAACAGCAGCCCGGAGAACACGUCCGCUGCGACCGUCCCGUGGACCACCAGCCUGAACAUGACCGCGGUCUCCACCGAGAGAGGCUCUAAGCUGGAGCGGCUCUUUAGACACCCGCUCUAUAACAUCCGUCCUCCAGAUCUGGGUCCUGAGGAGCAGCUGCUGCAAGAGGACGAGCUCAUGAACUACUGCAAGAGGAAAGUGAGCCGCUGGGAGAGACUGAAGAAGUUCUACAUCGAGGCGGCAGCAGCUUCAAACAUCACUAUACCGGAUCACCCUGUGACCUUUGACCCCGAGGCCAGCUGGCUGCAGUUCCAUCUAGGGAUCAGUCGCUAUGCGCUGUAUUCAGGAGACGACAGCAUCAUCGACAGACUCCUGCGAGACAUGCAGACGGCCACCAUCAUCAGCGCAGAUUUCACUCAGGAUGAGAAAGCACUGAAGGGUGCAUGCGACUGCUCACAAGUGGUUAAACCCAGCGGUCUUCACCUGAAGUUGGCUCUGAAGCUCCAAGACUUUGGCAAAGCUAUGUUUAAACCAAUGAGACAGGAGCGACACGAAGAGACUCCGGAAAACUUCUUCUAUUUUGUCGACUUUCAGAGGCACAAUGCUGAGAUAGCAGCUUUCCACCUGGACAGAGUGCUGGACUUCCGGAGAGUUCCACCGGUGACGGGACGCUUCAUCAACGUGACGGGGGAAAUUCUGGACAUAACACACAAUGAAGAACUGCGCAGUGUGUUCUUCACCUCUCCAGCCAACAACACAUGUUUCUUCGCCAAGUGUUUAUACGUGUGUAAGUCGGAGUACGCGGUGUGUGGUCACCCGGAUCUGCUGGAGGGCUCCAUGUCUGCUUAUCUGCCGGGUCUGAGCAUCGCCCCUCGAAUCUCCAUCCCAAACCCCUGGAUCCGCGCCUACAGUUUCACCGGGAGAGAGGAGUGGGAGGUCAACCCGUUAUACUGUGAUAACGUCAAAAAACUAUAUCCCUACAACUCUGGGAACAGACUGCUCAACAUUAUUGACAUGGCAAUAUUUGACUUCCUCACAGGAAACAUGGACAGACACCACUAUGAGAUUUUCACCAAGUUUGGAGAUGAUGGUUUCCUGCUCCACUUAGACAACGCCAGAGGAUUUGGCCGGCAUUCUCAUGAUGAGGUGUCCAUCCUUGCUCCGUUGACCCAGUGUUGCAUGAUCAAGCGCUCCACGCUGUUCAGACUGAAGCUUCUGGCUCAGUCCGAGUACCGUCUGAGCGACGUCAUGAGGGAAUCCCUCUCCAGAGACCCUCUCACACCAGUCCUGACCGAGGAACACCUGCAGGCCUUGGACCGCCGGCUGGGACACGUGCUCAGGACGGUGGGGAACUGUGUAAAGAAGCUGGGAGAACCACAAGUGCUGAUCACAGACUUUGUAGAGUCAUCCAGAGUAACUUCCAGCCACAGGUGACAGAAGGAGAAGAUACCAGCGAUCCACUGUGUCACUGACUGUGCCACUGAACUAAAUCUGGACCCUAAUGUUCAUCUAAAGACAUCGGGAAGAUAAACUAUCUGUAUUUCUGAUAAAUGCUCUGGGGAUGUGUCAUAUUAUCAGUCUUAAUUGUCACAAUUUACCAGAAGUUGAAGUUAUGAGAUAAAUGUCAAGAGAUAAAUAAUCAAAAUGAUUGCCGUCAUAAUUAUGAGAAUUAUCGAGUUAAAGUUGGCUAAAACUUAAUUAUGAGAUCCAUAAUUGAUGGUGAAAUAUUGUGUCUUGAUGACUAUGCAAUUUUACCUGUCAUGAUGACUUAGUAUCUCAUAAUUUCUAUAAACAUGAAGUAUAUAUAAUAUAAAUACAUAUGAAUUACUUUUUUAUCAUAAUUUUUAAAUUUUAUUCUCAUAUUUGUGACUUUGUAUCACAAUUGAUUUGCUUGAUAUUACUUAAAAGCUUUAAAGGGGUCAUGAACAGAGAAACCACAAUUCUGAUUCUACAUCACUGGAUACAACUAUGAGAUAAAUAAGUCAUAACUGAGAAAAAGAGUUGAAAUUGAAUUAAAAAUCAAAACUAUGAGAUAAAAAGUCAAAAUUAAAAUGAGUGUCUCAUAAUUUCAACUUUCUAUCUCAUAAGUAUUACUAUUUAUCUCAUAAUUUUGACCUUUUAUCUCAUGUUUAUAACUGUCUACUAAAGUUGAUUGUGUGAUAUUACAAAAAAAGCUAAAUUGAGGUACAAAGACAUAAUUAUAACAAAGUCAAAAUGACCACAAGAGUCAAACUUAUGAGAUCAGAGAGAUAAAAAGUUACUAUUAUGACGGAUAUAAUUAUAAGUCAUUAUUGAGAUAAAGUGUUGAAACUGACUUUAAACUAAAUCAAACUAUGACAGUCAAAAUUAUCAUGAUAUUUAAAUAAAAAAAGUAAACUAUAAUCAAUCAGAACGUGUCAAUUUCAACGAUCAUGACGACUAUCUCAUAACUUCAUCUUUCUAUCUCAUAAUUAUGAUUGGCUAAAAUUGUCUGUGAUAUUACUAAAACAUUAAAUUGAAGUACAAAGUCAUGAUUAUAACAAAGUCAAAAUGAUCACAAAUGUCUAAUUUAUGAGAAAUCAGAGAGAUAAAUAGUUACAAUUAUGACAGAUAUAAUUAUGAUAUAGUCAAAAUUAUGAAAUAAGUCACAAUUGAGAUAAAGUGUGAAAGUGUAGAUAAAAGAAUGAAAGAUAAAAGAAAGUGUCAUAAUCAGGAAUUGUCAAGUUCAGCUGUCAUCAUGACUAUCUCAUAAUUUCAUCUUUCUAUCAGUAUACCUCAUAAUUAAGAGGGGCUAAUAAGAGCGGUGUAAUAUGUGACCUGAAGCCCCCUAACAACACAUUUAAGAGGUUGUCCUGAUCCGGUUUAGACUGAAAUCCCGAGCCAGCAUUCACAGGAAAGUUAAGAUCCUCAGAUCUCCAUUCAUGUGCAGCUUUAACUGCACAGCGGGAAGCGUUUCCUCUGAUUAACCCUUCCCUUUCUGUCCAUGAUUCUACAAACACCCGUCAGAGCUGAUGAUGCAGCACUCAAACAGGCACAUCAGCACAGAAACAGCUUCUCUACUCUCCAGAUGUGAUCCUCCGCCGUCUCAUCCGCUCCUACGUCACAGGAUCUUUGAAAAUAAAUAAAACCAAACCAUUUGGAGGAUUUAAGCUUAGGUGCAACUUCUGGUUCUCCACACUGUUGCACUAUUGUCUUGUAAGCUGAAACAUGUCACCAUUAUUGAGACCUUAAAUUUGGGUUUAUGAAAUAAAUCAAAUGCAAACCAAA